Messenger RNA from Capsella rubella, 8322 nucleotides. RefSeq lists its product as uncharacterized. The record is from RefSeq and is a predicted model, not a curated record. Lineage: Eukaryota; Viridiplantae; Streptophyta; Magnoliopsida; Brassicales; Brassicaceae. The coding region runs from base 81 to 8279 and encodes 2732 amino acids. The transcript is spliced from 14 exons. Gene Ontology annotation, molecular function: ADP binding; ATP hydrolysis activity. Gene Ontology annotation, biological process: defense response; signal transduction.
AAAAGUCAUCGUAUUUGGAGUGAUUAAUCAAGAAGAUCCAGAGAACCAGCAAUCGUGAUUCGUGAAUAAAACACAAGAAGAUGAAGCAAAAGUUCGUGAUCAAAUUUCAUCAUAUGAUUGACGACAAAACCCGAUCAAAAGCACUGAAAACUGCGGUUCUGUGUAGAGGCGUGUCAGCUGUGGAAAUCACGGGAGUUUACAGGGACCGGAUUGUUGUGACUGGUGAUGAAAUCGAUAUAGUCGGUUUGAUUAGGACUCUGAAGAAAAAAGUAGCUUUUGCGGAGCUGGUAAGCGUCAACAAAUUCGAACCACCCAAGGAUGAUGGUAACCAAAACCAAAAGCUCAAAGAUGAUGGUAACAAAGAGCCCAAAGAUGAUGGUAGUAACAAAGAGGAGCCGGAUAAAAAUACCUACUUUUUUAAAUCAUAUAUGGAAAGCUUGGGAUUUGAAAGAGGUAUUCUCGGUGGGAUUGUUCAAGCUAAACUAAAAUCCCGAAGAGAUGACGAUUUACCCGGUGAAGCAAAGCCUGACGAAACCUUUAUCAAUUUUGUUGAGAACAAGAGGGUUCUUGACGUUGUCCCAGUUACUGAAGAAAAAAAUCUAGAUCUGAGCCACGAUUUUGUACGCCACCUCGUCAAAGCCUUGGAAAACAAUGGAGUCAACGUCCGGCGUGGAGAUCUUCAUUUCGAGAUCAAGGAGUCGACGACGACGGCGCUUAUAAUCUUCUCGAGCAGGUACGCAGAGUCAAGUUGGUGCUUAAAUGAGCUGGUGAAGAUCAAAGAGCUCAGGGAAGAAGGGAAACUCUCAGUCAUUCCAAUUUUCUACGAACUGGAGCAAUCGGAGGUUACACAACUUAAGGGAGACUUCGGUGUUAGAUUUUGGAAUUCGUGGAGGAUUAAUCGGGAUCACCAUAUCGUUGAAUGGAAGGAAGCUUUGGAGUCUGUUGCGAACAUUAAGGGCUUCUACUGGAAGGAGGAAGACUGUUCUGAGUUCAUCACUCUCACUAUCAAGGAAGUCAUGGAGAAAGGAGAAAUUGCAUCUCUCUUUCUUUCUACAGGUGAAGGAAAAAGUAGUGAUUUCCAGACAGGAAGAGGAGAAAAGCAUAAAACUUAUCUUAACAAAUGUCACCUAUUUGGAAUUGAGCAACGCCUGGAGCAAUUGGAGAGGAAGUUAGAGUUUGAUUGCAAUGAAACUCGAAUUAUUGGAGUUGUUGGGAUGCCUGGUAUUGGUAAAACCACUCUUGCAAUGAUGCUGCACGAAAAGUGGAACUGCAAGUUUCUUCGCUGCGUGCCUCUUUUGGGUAUCCGUAAGAAGUCUGAGGAACAUGGGCCGCUGUGGCUACGAAAGACUCUCUUGGAAGUCUUACUCGAGGGAAAGUUUCCAGAGAUAAGUGACAAGACGACACAUGAAUCCGUGAAGGAUAAACUUCUUCAGACUAAAGUUUUUGUUGUUCUCGAUGAUGUGAGUAACAAGAAACAACUAGAGUUUCUCCUCAGUGAACUUGACUGGAUUAAGAAGGGAAGUAAGAUCAUUAUUACAACGUCUGACCAGUCAUUGCUUAAGGGUUUUGCUGAUGAUACUUUUGUUGUCCCGCUUUUAAAUGACAAAGAGGCUUUUCAACUCUUUACUUAUCAUGCCUUUGAUGAUCAAAUCUGUAGUGCCACACAGAAUUUCCUGAGCCUCUCAAGAAAUUUUGUGGAGUACGCCCGAGGGCACCCACAAGCUCUCAUAUUACUUGGUAUUGAACUUUGUGGGAAAGAUGAGGCUCACUGGGAACAUACCCUGGGAAUAAUAACAAAUCGUUACAAUUCAUGGCUCCAAGAUAUCUUUGGAUUCGAUCAACUUAAUGAGCAGCAGAAAUAUGUUGUUCUUGACAUUGUGUAUUUUUUCAAAUCAGAAGAUGAGUAUUUUGUUAGGAGUUUACUGGAUUCAGGAGAUCCUGAUAAUACUGAUUCUGUGAGUGAAUUAAGAGAUCUUGCUGACAAGUUCCUGAUUACAAUCUCUGACGGGAGAGUAGAGAUGAAUGAUAUACUGUAUAGUUUCAUCAAGAGUCUUCGUUUCCCUUUGCAGUAUAGGCUGUGGAACUACGAAGAUAUCAUCAACAAACGAAAGAAGAUAAGACUAUGGGAUGCUCAUAAUGUAAGAGGCAUAUUCUUAGACAUGUCCAAAUUAACAAAGAGCAUCUCCUUCGACUGUUCAACCUUCAUUGAUAUGUGCAAUCUUCGGUACAUGAAAAUAUAUGAUUCUUGUUGUCCUCGGCAAUGUAUGUCUGACUGCAAAUUACAGUUCCCUGAGGGGCUUGAAUUCUCCUUGAAAGAGGUCCGAUAUUUUCAUUGGGUGAAAUUUCCGUUAAAAGAACUUCCAACAGAUUUUCGACCGGAAAAUCUUGUUGACCUUAGGCUACCACACAGCAACAUCGAACGUGUUUGGGAAGGUGUUAAGGAUACACCACGGUUGAAGUGGGUAGAUCUAAGCCACUCCAGUAAUUUGCUCGACUUGUCAGCAUUGUCAAGAGCUGAAAAUCUUCAAAGAUUAAAUUUGGAAGGCUGCACGAUUUUGGAUAAAUUGCCGAUGGAAAUCCAAUAUAUGAAGUCUCUUGUUUUCCUGAACCUGAGAGGAUGCACACAUCUUUCAUAUCUUCCGGAGAUGAAUUUAAUAUCUCUUAAAACUCUGAUCCUCAGUGAGUGCUUAAACCUUGAGAAAUUUCAGUUUGUCUCAGAAAGUCUAGAAGUUUUACAUCUAGAUGGCACUGCAAUCAAGAGACUUCCUCUAGCCAUCAAGAAGCUCCAGAGACUUGUCUUAUUGAAUUUGAAGAACUGUGAAAUGUUGGAGUGUCUUCCCAAAUGUCUUGGAGAGCUGAAAGCUCUUGAAGAGCUAAUACUUUCUGGUUGUUCAAAGCUUAAGAAUAUUUCAGAUAUAACGGAAAACAUGAAACAUCUCCAGAGUUUACUUAUCGACAGGAUAGGAGCAAAAGAGAUGCCAAACAUAUCGUGUUCCAAUAUUUCAGAAGACCAAGCUUCUGCAGAUAUGAUCGUACAACCUUUUGACCCAAGGGUUUGGCCACGUGGUGGUAAUGGAGUAUGCUCUCUACGACGUCUUUGUUUAAGCGGAAAUGAUUUUGUCAGCCUGCAAACUGAUAUUGGGAAACUUUACAAUCUAAAUUGGCUAGAUGUGAGGCAAUGCAAGUUUCUGACCUCUAUACCAAUGCUUCCACCAAGACUUCAGUACUUUGAUGCUCAUGGUUGUGAUUCACUGGAAAGAGUUGCAAAUCCGUUGGCUCUUCCAGUGCUGUCGGAGCAGAUCCAUGCCACAUUCAAUUUUUCCAACUGUAACAAGUUGGAUAAAGAUGCGAAGGAUAGUAUCAUAUCUUAUACUCGAUGGAAAAGUGAGUUAGUGUUAGAUGCUCUCUCUCGAUACAAUGGGGGUUCCGGUUUAGAAGACUUCACUGGAUCUUGCUUUCCUGGAUGGGAAGUACCAGCAUGGUUUAGUUACCAAGCCUCUGGGUCGGUGUUAAAGCAAAAACUUCCUCAACACUGGUGUGACAACCAGUUUAUUGGGAUAGCUCUAUGCGCUGUUAUCCUAUUUCCUGGAUACUACAAGCAGAAGAACCGUCUCUUUGUAAAAUGUAAUUGUGUGUUCAAUUACAAAGACAAGUCUGAUAUCCGUUUUAUCUACACUAUUGGCAGUUGGAGGGAACCAAGUAACACACCAAGGAAGAUUGAGCCGUCUCAUGUAUUUGUUGGCUAUACCAGUACGUUGGAUAUGAAGAAAUAUGUUGAGGAAGAAGAAGAGGGAUGUAGUCAAACUGAGGCUUCUUUUGAAUUUCAAGUGACAGAUGGUACAGAUGUCCUAGAAGAUUGCAAGGUGCUGAAGUGUGGAUUUAGUUUGGUUUAUGCAACCAAUGAAAGAGAGAAUAUAAGGUGGAAUGCAGAGACUGUUGUAAUUCCAAAAAGGAUUGAGAAUAUCAUUGGUAAAGCAAUAUCUUAUGGAAACUCUGGAAGUCAUGAUGAUAUCCAAUAUGAAUCUUACUUUGGUACAUGUCUCGGAAGUGAUGAAAAAUUCUUCUGUGAAGCAAAAUCUGAUGCCAACCCAAAUUUAGAGAAGAGUUUUGAAAACAAGCAAGUUGACCUUUCAAAAGAAGAAGACGCAGGAAGAGAAAUUAAUGUAAGCUCUUAUCAUGACGACACAUCUUCAAGAACUUUAGAGAAGCUUAAAAUGCAUUCUUUAGUUGGGGUUGAAGUACGACUCAAGCAAUUGGAAAAGGUGUUGUUCUCAACACCAGGAAAAACUCGUAUUGUUGGAGUUGUUGGAAUGCCCGGCUUUGGUAAAACAACUCUCGCCACAGUUUUGUUUGAAAAGCGUGGGUGUAAGUUUCCAAGUCACUUGUUUUUAACAAUGUCAAAAAAAUACAGCCUGGAUCAGUUGAGGAAGGUGUUCCUGAAAGAGUUACUCAAACACGUACAUCAAGACAUAGAUGAGGAAACAACUCAUGAAUCCAUCAAGGAUAAACUGCGUCAGACUAAAAGUUUUGUUGUACUUGAUGAUGUGAGUGACAAGGAGCAAUUAGAGUUUCUGCUUGGCAACCUUGACUGGAUUAAGAAGGGAAGCAAGAUUGUUAUUACAACGCGUGACAAGUCAUUGUUAAAGGGAUUGGCUCAUAAUGCUUUUGUGGUCCAACAAUUAGACAACAGAGAAGCCUUUCAACUCUUUACUUAUCAUGCCUUCUAUAAUCAAAUGUAUCCUUCAGAAACCUUCCUGUCGUUGUCCAGAAUAUUCGUGGAUAAUGUACCAGGUAACCCACUGGUUCUCACGCAACUGGGAAACGACCUUUGUGGAAAAGAUGAGGCCUACUGGCAACAUGAACUGCGACGAGUGAGACAAAAUUUUAGUAUGGAAAUGAGAGAUGUCUGGACAUUCUCUAUUGACCAGCUUAAUGAGAAACAGAGAGAUGUGUUUUUAGACAUAGUGCAUUUUUUUAAAUCAGAGGAUGAGGAUUUUGUUAAAAGUAUUCUGGAUUCAGAAAACCCCGAAGCUGUGAGUGAAGUAAGAGAUCUUGCUGACAAGUUCCUCAUAACAAUUUCUGCUGGGCGAGUAGAGAUGCAUGAUCAACUGUAUGCAUUGGGUAAGGAACUUGGUUCUCCUGGGCAGCAUAGGUUGUGCAAUGACAAAGAUAUCAUCAACAAGGUGACAAAAAUGAAACCACCGGAGGCUAAUAAUGUGAGAGGUAUUUUCUUAGACAUGUCUGAAAUAAGGGAGAGUAUUGCCUUGGAAUGUAUGACUUUCACCGAUAUGCAAAACCUUCUAUACCUCAAGAUAUAUGAUUCUUAUUGCCCUCGGAAAUGUAAAGCUGACUGCAACUUAUAUUUCCCGGAUGGGCUUGAGUUCCCCUUGAAAGAGGUUCGAUAUCUCCAUUGGGUGAAAUUCCCAUUGCUGGAACUUCCACCCGACUUCAGACCCGAGAAUCUUGUAGACCUGAGGCUGCCUUACAGCAAGAUUGAACGUGUUUGGGAAGGUCUCAAGGAUACACCACGGUUGAAGUGGGUUGAUUUAAGGCACUCAAGUAAGUUGUUCGAAUUGUCAGCAUUGUCGAAGGCUGAAAAUCUUCGAAGAUUGAAUCUGGAAGGCUGCACGAGUUUGGAUGAGCUGCCAUUGGAAAUACAAAAUAUGAAGUCUCUUGUUUUCUUGAACCUGAGAGGAUGCAUACGUCUUUGCCAUCUUCCAAAGAUGAACUUAAUCUCUCUAAAAACCCUCAUCCUCAGUGACUGCUCAAACCUAAAGGAAUUUCAGUUAAUUUCCGAAAGUGUAGAAUUUCUACAUUUGGAUGGCACAGCAAUUGAAGGACUUCCUCCAGCUAUACAGAACCUCCGGAGACUUGUCAUGUUGAAUUUGAAAAACUGCACGAUGCUGGAGUGUCUUCCCAACUGUUUGGGCAAGCUGAAAUUUCUUGACGAGCUAGUACUCUCUGGUUGUUCAAGGCUCAAGAGUCUUCCAGAUGUCAGGCAUAGCUUAAAACAUCUUCAGAUUUUACUUCUUGAUGGGACAAGAGCAAAUGAGAUGCCAAGUGUAUCAUGCUUUACUGGAUUCGAAGGCCCAGCUUCUGCUGAUAUUUCCUUACAACCUUUUGGGUUAUAUUCAACCAUGAGAGAGUAUGCAUGUGGUGUAAAUGGAUUAUCCGCACUACGACAUUUAUGUUUGAGUGGAAAUGAUUUUGUUACCCUGCAACCUGACAUUGGGAAACUGUAUAAUCUGAACUGGCUUGACGUGAAGCAGUGCAAGAAGCUGACAUUUGUUCCAACUCUUCCACCCAGACUUCAAUACUUUAAUGCACAUGGCUGUGAUUUGCUGGAAAGAGUUGCAAAUCCUCUAGCCCUUCCGGUACUGUCUGGGGAGAACCAUGCAACAUUCAAUUUUUCCAACUGCUAUACAUUGGAUCAAGACGCAAAGGAUAGUAUCAUAUCCUAUACUCGGUGGAGAAGCCAGUUAAUGGUAGAUAAACUCACUCGUUACGAUGAGGAUUCUGUCUUGGAAGCCUUUACUGGAACCUGCUUUCCUGGAUGGGAAGUGCCGGCAUGGUUCAGUCACCGAGCUUUUGGACUGCUGUUAAAGCCAAAGCUGCCUCUACACUGGAGUGAUAACAGGUUUACUGGGAUAGCUCUGUGCGCUGUUAUCUCAUUUCAAGGCUACCAUGAGCAGAGGAACCGUCUCUUAGUGAAAUGUAAAAGUGUGUUUAAUAAAGAAGAUGGGUCUCGUGUCCGCUUUAGUUGCACUAUUGGCAGUUGGAGUGAAUCAAAUAACACACCAGGGAAGAUUGAAACGUGUCAUGUCUUUAUUGGCUAUAUUAGUAUGUUGGAUAUCAAGAAACUGGGAGAGGAAGAUAAAGAAAGAUGUAGUCACAGUGAGGCUUUGUUUGAAUUUCAAGUGACAGAUGGUACAGAAGUGUUAGAAGGUUGCGAGGUGCUGAAGUGUGGCUUUAGUUUGGUCUAUGCAACCGAUGACGGGCGGGUUAAAUCUGGCGUACGUGGAGUUCCUCUUGAAGCAAAUCACUACAGAGCUUAUUCAAAAAAAGUGGCUAUCUCGGAAGUAAGAAGGGAAACUGGAGCAGCUGGAAGAUCACCUGACGGUGGGGACAAGGCUACAAGUCCUCAGCCACCUAUUGCUAAGUCUCGUUUUUCCUGGGCAGAAUAUAGAUCCGGAUCAAAGAAUUCAGAAAGAGAGAGACACAUUAAAGAGUUAGAGGUCGACGCCCAGUUGUCUGGGGAGCCUCAUCAUCACAGCGGCAACAUUAUACCCAUGGUUGCAUCGUCUUCUGAAGCUGGAAUCCAACAAAGCCACUCUCAGAUUUUCAUCAGUUAUCAUGGAGCUGAGCUGCAGAGGACCUUUUUCAGACAUCUUGUGAGUACUUUGACAGAUGCAGGGGUCACCGUUUUCACAGACAACGACAAGGGAAAUGGGAUAAAACAACUGAUACAGCUCUACCAGAGAAUAGAGGAGUCGAAGAUUGCACUCGUCAUCUUCUCCAAGAGCUAUGUGGAGUCAAAUGUUUGCUUGAACGAGCUUGUGAUGAUGGACGAGCUCGUGAAGGAAGGCAAACUCUUGGUGAUCCCCGUUUUCUACAAUGUGAGAUCAAGUGACGUGAGAAACAUCAAGGGAGAAUUUGGCCAACAUUUCAAGGAAAUGAGAGAGAGAUACAAGGAUGGACUUGAGAGAGUCCCGAAGUGGGAAACUUCCGUGAAGUCAAUCGCAAAGACAAUCGGCAUACACUCGGAAGUUCACUGCGAGGAUGCGUCUCUGGUUGAAGCAACUGUUGAAGCAGUUCAGAGAGCGCUAACCAAAAUUUCUGAAGGAAAUCCUAAGUACCUGGGAAGUGUUAAUACGCCAACUGACCAUGUUUUCGCCCUUUUUGUGACUUUUCUCUUCUGUCUCUUCAUGUCUCCUCUACUUUUCUAUCAAUCAUAUUCUUUUCCGAGUGGUAUAUGGUUAAUGAAUUUUCUGGUUACGGUGGUUGCUGUUGGGGUCUUUUACCAGAAACUUUGCAGAUGGAGAGGCCAGAAGACAGAAUCGCCUGCAACCAUAUCACCAUCACCUUUAGCAAAGUCAGGUAACAGCAUAUUUAGGAAAUGGUUUAGCUCUGUCGUUUGCGGUGCGUGGCUCAUAUGUGCUGUGUUUUUUUAUCUUACUACAUUGGGAAUAAUCACAACUUGUAUUACUUCUGGUUGUCCUGGCGAUUCUGCUAAAGACACUUUCUUGGACAUGAAUGUCUUUGAUUUUGAUGUUUUAUGAACAUGUAUAUAUUUAUUCCUCAAUUCAUUUGUUGUGUUGCCUA